UCACUGACCAUAUCGGGGUUGUGUGAAAAAACAGUAGAGCUAUCUUCCUCCUCUGGUGCUGGUUCCAGGGUCAGUAUGAUCUCCUCUUCUUGCUGGAGGUCAUCUGCUGUUAGGUUUCCACUUGUGACUCGCUCUUUGAGAUGCGGCUCCAGGAAGAACGUGAUCUGAUAAUACUUCCAAGUCUUCUGCCCGCCAGCAGCUGAACCACUCUUUUUCUUUUGGAGAUUUGCGGACUCGCAUGUAUGUGUCUCUUAGAUUUUUCCACCACUUUUUGGCCUCCUCACCUGCAAAACUAGAAUAAAAAUGCAUAAUCUUAUCAAUAUUUUACUUUAAAAUAGAAGUUGGGUUAGGGUUAGGGUUUCUCAACAGUUGGAGAAAUAGUGGGUGAUGUCUCACAGGCCAUUUGGGGUGUGCUGCAGCCUGAAUACAUGCCAGAGCCAACAAUGGAAGAUUGGAACGCCACUGAAGAGGGUUUCAGCGAAAGAUGGAACUUUCCAAACUUUAUAGGUGCUCUUGAUGGAAAGCGUGUUGAGUUGCAAGCGCCUCCAUCUUCUGGCUCUAAACAUUACAACUACAAAGGCAGCCACUCUAUUGUCCUUCUAGCUGUGGUAGAUGCUCAUUAUAUGUUUAGAGUUAUUGAUGUGGCUGGUUAUGGGAGAAACAGUGAUGGGGGCAUACUGUCAGAGUCUCCCCUGGGGAAACACUUAAAGGCCGGGACACUGAGCAUACCUGUAGACACCACACUACAAGACUCAGAGCACCUGGGUCCAAUGCCACACGCACUGGUGGCAGAUGAAGCAUUCCCCCUUCAACGCCACAUUAUGAGACCAUAUCCAGGUAAAAAUCUAGAGAGAAACAAGAGAUGCUACAACUACUGCCUGUCUCGUGCCAGAAGAAUAGUAGAAAAUGCAUUUGCCAUCCUUUCUACGCGGUGGCGUGUGUAUCGACGUGUUCUGUUAGUUGGGUGGGCGAGCCUGCUCAUCAGCACCCCAGCAGAAAUGGUUUAA
Messenger RNA from Nothobranchius furzeri (turquoise killifish), 1007 nucleotides. The record is from RefSeq and is a predicted model, not a curated record. NCBI's taxonomy places the organism in Eukaryota, Metazoa, Chordata, Actinopteri, Cyprinodontiformes, Nothobranchiidae.